This is a messenger RNA of Trichosporon asahii var. asahii CBS 2479, 2817 nucleotides long. RefSeq lists its product as uncharacterized. Bases 1 to 2817 code for a protein of 938 amino acids. The record is from RefSeq and is a predicted model, not a curated record. The transcript has 6 exons. Lineage: Eukaryota; Fungi; Basidiomycota; Tremellomycetes; Trichosporonales; Trichosporonaceae.
AUGGACCCGACACCAUUCAUCGACACCAUCAUGGUCGAGACCGACUCGGACCUCGACAACCUCCUCCUUGCUCACCGCUCCGCGUUCACUCUAGAGGGCCGCUCUCUAGAUGGCCUCCAGGCGAACCUGACCCGCCACCGUCAACAGAGGCACCAGGAGCCGCACCUACGGUGCCGGCUCUUCACACUCACCGAGGGCCUCGAGAGUCCCCGAUCGCCCUUCGUUGUCAUGGCGGAGCCCUGUCUCCGCGACAUCCGCUUGAUGAACGGCAAGGGCUGGGACGAGACGGCGAUGGGCGCGACCAUGGAGGAGGUGCUGGCACGCAAGCGGCAGGGCUCUGUCAAGUCCGGCUCUACGAGUUCCUCGCGCACGGCCCAGUCCACGCAGGAGCGGCCCCGCAAAUCCGGCUUCAUCUUUCCAGACUUCGCCCUGCUCAUGGACUGCCCUUGCGGCGACCCGACGUGCCCAUUCACCGACUGUCUGGCUUCAGCCGAAGUCAAGGCUCUGCAGCACAUCGAGGAUCAUCGCCGGAUCUGCGAGCGCGUCAAGCUGGCGGUGUCAUUGUGGAACGCCCGGCAAACUCUCGACGGUGAUGUCUUGCUUCGUCGGUCCGUCGACAUCCCUCCCUUCAAGGGUACCUAUGAGACUACCGUGAAUGGUGCUAUCAAGGGUAUUCACGAGAUCAACAAGCUCGCCGAUCCCCGCCUGCUUUCCGCCAUCGAUGGCUACGAGGUGCCCCUUGCCACUGGGUUGCACGUCACGCCCAACCCCGUCGCCUCGCCCGCCGGCCGACCACUCCAGUGGUCUACCUACUAUCCGCCGCACAUCCUCAAUCUCGACAACAUCGUGCGCCAGGCCGCUGCCGACCGUCAAGCCAGGGUGGCGCUGGCCCAGGAGCUUGGGUAUGCUUUGUCGCUGGUCGAGGUCUCAAACGGCCGCCGGCAUGCGGUGAUCGUUGGCACAGGGUUCACACGCAUUCUCGUGAGGAGCCCGGACGAGGUCUUCAUUGAGCUGCGUGACUGGCAUCCCGAGGCUGGACUGUCGCCUCACCCCGUGCUCAUUCGAGAGCUCCUGGCCACGGUUGGGCAGACGCACCUGGGCCACUUCCUCCUCGAUCGUUACGAUCGCAUCGACCACGUGCCGCUUCAACUGUACCUCGACCUGUACGCCCGAUCUGUGCACGACCGUUUGAGCCACGCCACCGUCCCUCACCUCUCGGCUCUCCACUCCGACAGCGAUGCCGAGCUUGACUUCGACGGUUCUACGGCCUUCUCUGUCGAUCGGGCCCAUCGUUUGCGUGUAGUGGCUACAGCCAGGCAAUCCAAACUGGCUGGGACCGCGAAGCAAAGGGAGAAGGAGGACACCGGAGCACAAUCUGGCGCAUGCGGCAUCGGCAGCGGCGGCGGCUGGCCGGACAGUGGCCGCCUCAUCUUCACUUUCGAGCACGUGUUGCACAAGCCCUCGUCCUACAGCGCGCUAUCUCAUGGAGAAUAUCGUUGGCUAGCUGGCAGAUACUCUGGGGAGCCCAGGCGAAGCAGCCUAACAAUCUGCCACCUGGUUACAGGAUCACCAGUCGCAAGCAUGGUCAUCGUGUCCAUGAGCGAGGUCGACUGCUCACGGCAGAUGCUCUCCAUGCUCAUGAUCACUCGUCCAGGAACAGGGUCGUCCAGGCAGCCGACCUCCUGCCACCCCAGCUGUGCCUGCCGCUUGCCUGCGGCGCCCAGAGGUUAUGCUGAUGCCUGGCUCCCACCGAGUGCUUUCUCUAUUUUCGACAAUGGCCUCCAGGUGUUCUUCUCGACUUUCCUACGUCUGUCAAGACUCUACACUGGCUUGAAGACCGUCAACGCCAUUCGAAUCGCUGAGCGCAUCGUCAUAACGCCCUCCUCCGUCCUCAGGCAACGCCCUGGCUCCCAUGACGAGGUACUUAAACUUGGCUUCAAUGAGCACCACCUCGAGUAUCGUCCUCAAAAAACCGGCAACGGCGGCGGGUCGGGAGGAGAGUCGGGCGGCUCAGGUGGCUUCCCGCCGGUUGCGGGAGAGGGCGGCCGCGAGGGAGGAGGGCGCGGAGCCGGAGGGCAAGGCGGUCCCAGCGCCAGGUCUGGGUCGGCCGCGAGUGCGCAGUCGGGCGGUACCUCACACUCGAUGUCCGACUUGAUCUUUGAUCUGGACUUGGGCGGUCUGGACAUCGCGGCCGAGCUCACACCUGCCGACAUCGCCGCAGUGAACCCGACAAACGCGUCCUUACCUUUAGGCGCGGAUGCGCAGACGUAUGCCGCUGCUCGAUCGAAGCAGGAAGAGCAGACCGAUGACGACGAGGAGGAGACCCGUUUCCAGCUGCCCGAGCCUACUCCUGCGGCGUGGGCCAGCUUCGUCUCCAAGCUCGACCAUGCCGAGUCGUCGCUCGAAGCCAAGCAGGUUCUCGAAGACCGCGCCCACCUCGACUGCACACUCGCCCUUUUCGCCGAGGUUCUUGACGAGCGCGAGAGGGCCGGGUGCAGGUUUGUCGUCGUGAGCCCCGCCCAGAUGGAGGAGCUCCUGGACCGGGGAUCGGCAGCCGCCGAGCAGCGCUUCGCCGAGCGCUUCGCCGAGCGUCAUGGGUCGCAGGCGCCCGUCGGUUUUCCGGCAGAUGUGUCGGCGCGGUCGCCUCCGGACCUGACGCAGAGCGACUCGACCGACUCUCCAAGUCCGGUCCUGAGCGCUCUGAUGCCGACUGUCCCCUCUCCGCCGUCGACCGACGCUGACGCUGUCGCACCGGAGACGGACAAGGGCGCAGCGCCGUCCGAGCACUUCCGCGUCUGGGACGCCGAACAUGCUUAA